GCUCGGAUCCACGUGCCUGGUGCGUGUGUGCGCGGAUGCCCUCUCCCUGUCGCACCGUGCAUUGCUCGCACCAGGCGUUGGGAUUUCGAUCCGGGGUUUUUCGGUGUUUUACGUUCAUCCGUCUCCACACAAAAUAACGACGUGUAGAUGAGAGAAGAACGAAACCCGCACGCAGCAGCUAGCGCUACUACUAGCGAGCCAGUGUGUUAGCAAGACGAAGAACGGCAGUGUGUGCAGUUUUGUACGGAUAAUAGACACAACCGUGGGCAUAUUCGUAUGUUGUUUUAUUCCCUGCCCCCCACUUUCCUGCACCGUAGAUGAUAUGGAUGUGUAGUGUUUUUUUCUUUCGCUUUUUUCGUUGAAGGUGUACAUUCUUGUGACAAUACAAUACAAAAACACGGUGUGUGCACCGUUGGAAAGUUUGCAACACUUGCAAGUGAGCUUUGUGCAGUAGGCGCGCGUCGGUGUGUAUGUAUGCGGCCGUAAAGGGCAAAAUUUGGCAAGAGAUCGUGAAUUCCAGCAUUCCCCGUAAGCACCUCACUAGUAGUGUGCGUGCGUGCGUAUAAGCUGAACCCCGUACGUUUGCGUGUGUUUACCUGUGUGAGUGUGUGUGUGUGUGUGAACGAGCGCGAGAGGUAGAGAUACACGGCAUUGAAGAUAGAGGUGGCGCACGGUAAAUAAUAACGCAAACAAGAAGAAAACAACCUUGGCUGUUGUGUGUGCGGGGUUGUGAGUAGUGUGCGUACACAAGAGUGUGUGUGUUGGUGUGCUAUUGGUAGUGCUACACUAAAGCAAUAAUAAUAGGUGAAGUGUUGGCAGGAAAUUAUCGCAAACCUUCAGUACUUCAUCAUCCGUUGUAUUUAAGCAACGCAUGCUGUGACACGGAAAAAAAAGAAGAAAAAAAAACAACAUCAUCCUUUGGAAUUCGGUGUUAGCAGAUUGGAAGCGUGAAGAAGAGUUGUCACUUUUUGCGAAGGAAACGAAGAAGAUAGGGGGAGUGUUGGUAAAGUAAGAGCAAAGUCGGUAAGGAAAGUGAGUCUCGUGUUAAUGUGCGGUGGUAAGGUGGUGUCUUCCAUCGGAGAUCAGCGCAACAGCAUCUUCAGCUGGGCGAGAGAGUGUUGAUAGCUCUUCGGUGUAAAAAGUGCCGUGACAACCGUGUUUUUUGUGCUGCCAACAGUUCAUAGUGUAUCUGCGAUUACAUUGUUUUUUUUCCGGUUCAAAGUUCCUCGUUUUUAAUGUUGGUGUUAUAAAAUUUCCAUAGUGUACUGUCGUAAGUGAUAUUACAAGGCUAUUAUGAUUACGUGAAGCGUUUGACAGUUCCGACGUAUCUGGAAGAGAAGAAUUGAGUGAAAGAAAAUUUCCCAAAACAAAGUAACAAAGUAGUCUCUACGGGUUCUUUUUGAUCUUGGAUCUGGAAACAAAAAGCCCGUUGGUGCAAAGGAAACCUAUACACACACACGAGCCAACUCGUGUGUGCGCAUCAGAAGAAGGCACACGCCGGUGGGGGGGGGGGCAGUAGGUGGUGUCUGUUUUGAGCCCUCGCACGUGGACGCACCGAGAAAUGUCAUCCGCGGCACCGGUAACGGUGAAACAGGAGAGGCAUGAUGAAGCCGAAAUUAAGGAGAUGGCGGCUAAGAUAGUGGAGGCACAUAAGCAACAGUCGGCAAAGGCGGCAGCGGCCGCAGUACAGCAACAACAAGUGCCGGCCCGACCGGCGGCAGUAAAUGCCACAGUAACGGCUAACGGUGUUACACCCGGCCAGACAAACAUACUGAACUAUUUGACGCGCAAACCGACCAACGCAACCGGGGUGAACGCAACCGGGGCAGCUAAUGUAAUGGCGGGGACGGCAGGCGGAGCUACCACCGUCGCUUUGCCGCUGGGCAGUGGCCAAAGCGUGGCGUCCAAUGGCAGUGGCAAGGCGUACGAUGGGGGUGGAUCGGAUGUGAAUGGUAGCGGGGAGAAGAAGGCAAACGACGAAGAAAGUCAGAAGGGCCACUUCGGUUGGGAGGUUUUCCCGGCCAAGGUGUACAUUCCGUUCAUCUUGCGCCAGCAGGAACGCUACUGUGCGGUGCGCAUGGUGGAGAUGAAGCUGCUGAACAAGUAUCUGAACUACCUGCACCAGGAUAUCUAUACGUGCACCUGCGUCCGGUCGUACUACAUCACCGAUGCCGAGUGUAAGCUGCUGAACGAAAUCAACCAGAAGCACAGCGACAUGCAGUUCGGUCGCGAGCUAUUCACGCUCAAGGACCUGGUCGUCCGGGUGUCCGAUGCGUACAAAUUCUAUCAGUUCCUGGAGGUGUGCUACAAGAAGCUGCUGAUGGGUUGCAGUACACCGAACGACAAGUGUGGCUUUAUCCGCAUCAACAAGGAAUCGGUCGUACCGUACACGGUGCGCGACUACCAGAAGAUGGUGCCACUGUUCUACUUCGAGGGUGAAACGGACAACCUGAAGCUGAAGGCGGACAAUCUGUCCGGGUGGGAUCUAUCGUACCUGAAGUUCUGCUGCAAGGUGCAGGGCAUUCGGAAUGAGCUGUUCGCAAGCGAUUCGGUCGCGGUGAUCAGUCUGACCGACAUCAAGGGUUACUUUCCACCCGGGACGGAGUUUGAGGACUACUGGCCGAGCAAGGUCGUCGAUUCGCAGCUACUGUCCGGACCGAAGAGCAACACCGUCCACUGGACGCGACAGCCCGCUCAGCCACCACCGAAAACUCCGGCCAUGAUGAACAGUGCGCCCGCACGGAAGGGCACCAGCAACGUCUACCAGACGCUGCAAACGCAACAGAAUCUUGCCAAAACCAACAACCAAAUGAACAGUAUUACAGCCGCUGUACAGGCCCUUACCAACAACUGGAAUAUGGUGCCAUCGAACCAUCCCAACUUGCUAUCCGCCCAACAGGAACAACUGUUACGACUAAGUCAAGCCCAGCAGGCGGCCCAGGCUCAGGCACAGAUACGCAACAUCCAAAAUAUGCACUCGAUGCAGCAGUACAACUCCUCCCUGUACAAUGCGGCCAUGUCACUGACAUCUCGAUCGUCACAAAAUCAACAAGUACCGCCACCAUUGGUUCGAUCGGCACAGGUUCAAGCUCAUCUGUCGAGUGGUGGCAGUGGCGCAUCCUCAGUCCCUCGUUCGAGCACGAACUCCGGUAGUAGUGGGAAUGGCAAUACCUUACCGAACCUAAACCCCGCUCUGUCCAUAUUCGCAACCACCAGUAGUCCCAACGGCACUGUUAACCUAUCCCGCUUGAAUCAGCAACAGAUAAGCGAGCUUACGAUGGCCAGUGCGUCCGGAAUGGCGAACCCCGGGGGCGGCAACAACAGCCGUUCAGCAACCGCGAAGACUGGUACGAAUCGAAACGCAGCUAGUACUGCUGCAGCAAUUGCUUCCUUUACUGCUGCCAUGACGUGUGGCAGACAGAAUACCACCAGCAAUCUGGACGGAUUUUCAUUGGGACGUAACGUAACGAUCACACCGGCGGCCAAACGAAGUGCCAGCACGCUGGAAGAGUUCGCUGUACGAACAAAUGUCGCUGCUUCGCUAGCCGCCGGGUACGGUGGUGUUGGUGCAAAUGGCAGACUGCAGUCGGUAGCGUACCCGAAGAAUCCAAUCUCAAUCACGGCUGUACCGGUUGGUUCACCGACGCGUGCCUCACCGAAGGGCGGCCAGGCAAGGCAACCGCCACCGGCCUUGAUACCGGUCGGUAGUGGUAACGAGCUGAUGGAUAACUACGUUACCAACGGUGUCGAUCUGUUGGCCCAUCUGCGGUUAAGCAAGGAUAUCGAGAUCAUAAAUGAGCGAAUGUUGGAAACGACGAAUCGUAGCGGUGACAGUAAUCACCGGCACGGGAAAAGCGGCAACAGCGGCAAACAUUUACCAUCGUACCGGGAAAGCACCACCAACAGCAGCAGCGCCACUGGCUCUGAAGUAGUUCCUCAGAGCGUUAUAGUACACGAUAGAAGUAGACCAAAUAGUAGUAGUAGUAGUAGCAGGGUUGAGUAUACGAGAAAUCAGAGUGUUAUCACUAGUGCUGGCGGCAGGCAGGUGGCCGGCGCUGGUGGAGACAGUGAGUUUGGUGGCAUCGGUACAGGUGUCAGUGACGGAAGAUCUCCCUACUUGAAUGCACUGAUUGCAGCGGGAUUGUCGGAUGUAAUCGAUCUAUCUUCUACCCAAAGGUCUAGCAUGGCAGGAGCGCAGCAUUUGGUUCAGCAAGCGGCUGCGGCAGCAGUUGCCCAACAGCAGCAACAGCAGCAGCAGCAACAGUCGCAAUCUGGACGACGAUCGGCUGCUUCCAGCUCGGUAUCGAUCGGUGGACGAUCGGUUUCGAUCAGCUCUACGGGUGGCAGCGGUAAUGGAGCCAGUGCUGGAGCAAACAGUUACCGCAACUCUAGUGUCGCCGCGAUACAGCAGCAACUGCAGCAGCAAGCACAACAGCAGCAGCAACAGCAAGCACAGCAACAGCAGGUGCAGCAUCAGCAGCAUGCGGCGGCAACUGCAGCGGCAGCGGCGGCCAUCAACAGUCUGGCGGCGGAAACACGGCACGGCAACAUGAUCGUACUGCCGGAGAUGAAUGUUGGUGUCACGCAGUACAAACCGUACGAGGUGGUGAAAAAACCGGUCGAAAACAAGAUCAUCUACUGUGUGAACAAAACACCGUACCGGAACACGGAGUAUCUGAUGACCAUAUUCGAUCUGAAGGAUGUGUUCUUCCCGUACAUCAGUUUGGAUGUGUGCCGGCGUGUGUUGAGCGCACUGGACAUAAGUCUGUUCGUGGGCAACAGCUUACAAUAUCAGGCACUGCAGGAAGCGGGACGGACGAACGUGGACAAAAUGCCGAUGAUUCAGGUGACGGACGUGAUGACGUACAUGCCGCAGUUGCAGUACAUGAUCCGCAGCAGCAACAUGAACCAGGAAACGCAGGCCAAUAAGCGGGCCCGCAUCAGCUAGGAA
This is a messenger RNA of Anopheles funestus (African malaria mosquito), 4951 nucleotides long. RefSeq lists its product as uncharacterized. Lineage: Eukaryota; Metazoa; Arthropoda; Insecta; Diptera; Culicidae. The transcript is spliced from 5 exons. Bases 1562 to 4948 code for a protein of 1128 amino acids. Gene Ontology annotation, molecular function: DNA-binding transcription factor activity. The record is from RefSeq and is a predicted model, not a curated record.